AGGGAAAGAUUUCAGAGGUGCGACUACAGGAAGUGACGCACGCGGUGCCCGGGCCGCCUCCCGUCUUCCGGUCCGCUCGUUUAUGAAUCGCUAUCCGCCACCGUUCUGGGGGGAUCUCGGCGCUCGGGCUGGAUCCAGUUCAGGAAGGAAGAUGAAAGGCAGUGGGAAAAGCUUUGCAGAAGAACACCUUUAUUUGGAAUUUUCUCAUCAGAUGGAGAAUUGUAUCUUCCCCCUGCAUACAUCUAUAACCUUGUUUCUGUUGUCUUACUGUGACUGCAAAGACUUGAGAGUUUUCUUAGUCUCCAGCAAAGAGAAUGCAGAUGUUGCUCUUUUACACACUGUACUUCCCCAGGAUCUGGAAGUUCAGAUCGUCUCAAGGCAGGAGCUGCCAGUAAUGGUCCAGAGCUGCUGUUUACCUGUGGCAGUAAAGAAAGCUGAUAAUUUCUGUCGGGCAGGACUCUCUGUCACAUUAAGACACAUAAUCCAGAAAACAUAUGAAGCAGAUACAUCGAAGAAGGAAGUUUUGGAGCUGCUGGGUUUUAAGAAGACCUGUUUAAAAGCUUGUGCUGAAGUGAGCCAGUGGACCAGACUCUGUGAGCUCAGCAUCCCGCUGGCUGUGGAGAGAUUCCUAAGUGAGCCUCUCAAGCCCCAGUCCCCUAUCCCAGAGGAGAUGCUGCAGCUGGAGAAGAAGCUCAGGGAGCCUGUGAGAGUGCACAAUGAUGACAAAAUCCGUAGGCAAAAGCUGAAGCAGCAGCAGGAGGUGGAAGUACCUAGGCAGAGUCCUGGCUCUGGGCACCAAGGAGCGCUCGGAGAAAGUGCCAAGCCUCCCACAGAGAACCUAGAGCUCAGGGUGGCAUUAUCCAGGCUCAGAGUCCAGGAAGCCCCUGCUGAGACCCCUCGGGAGCCUGUGCACAUCAGGAAAAUGCAAACCUUGGAUCUGCCACCUCUGGACCAUCUCUUUGCAGAAGGGCUCUAUUUCACCCUUGCUGAUCUAGUCCUUUUGCCCUGUGUCCAUCAGUUUCUGGCUCACAUCUGCAAGAAGCGCUGUGGAAUUCUCGCACAUUUACCUCUGAUAGCUUCCUGGUACCAGAAGAUUCAGGAAGUGCCUGGAGUACAAAGAGCUGCAGCUAAAUGCAGGGUGCAAUUUCUUCAGUUGUCAGACCUCCUGCCCACCUUGGAAAAGCAGCCACCAAUUUUGAGGGAGAGUCCUGAAAUGGAGGAGAAAAACUGCAUGCAUUUUAUAGGAGGACCAAGGCCAACCAUUUCCAAACUAAUGAAAAAGGGCAUUGAGGCAAAACUUUCUCCCCAUCCCUGCCCCACCUGGACCCUUGAUUGGAGCAGUCUGCCUGCAGCAGUAAGUCCAGAGGAGGGCAAGAUGUCCACUGAACGUGCUUUGCGAAAACAGCAGCAAUUAAACAACCUGGUCUCUGUGGUAACAAAUAUGGCUAAACCUGGUGACAUCGUUGUGGAUUUCUGCAGUGGUGGGGGACAUGUUGGGAUUGUUCUUGCUCACGUGCUGCCGUCAUGCCAGGUGGUAUUGAUUGAAAACAAGGAGUUAUCAUUAGUACGAGCUAAGAAGAGAAGUGAUGACUUGGGUCUGAGCAACAUUUGGUUCAUCCAAGCAAAUCUGGACUAUUUUACAGGGAAGUUUAAUAUUGGGGUGGCUUUACAUGCUUGUGGAGUGGCCACAGACAUGGUAAUUGAACAUUGUACCAAGACUCAGGCUGCCUUUGUUACAUGCCCUUGCUGUUAUGGUUUCAUUCAGAACACCCUGAAGUUUACAUUUCCACGAAGUGAACCAUUCAAGGAAGUUUUAUCCUACAAGGAACACAUGAUUCUUUGCAGAUUUGCAGAUCAGACAGCUGUCCAGCUACCUCAAGAACGAAGACUAAUAGUUCCAGUGAAAAACAACAGAUUCUGAAAAUGACCAGGAGAAAGACCUUCAAAUGUGAAAGAAAGGAAAUUCAAAUAACUCAACUGUUCCUCACCCACCAGAAACCACAGAAGGACAAAGGAGCUCAAGAUGAAACGUACACAAGGUGACAUACCCUGCAAAUCUGAACCUAAUCAAUGCAAAAAGAUGGAAUUUCAGUGAAAGAGGCUUCUAAGUUAUUCCUACCAAAAAAAUGAGAGAUCAUUUGCUUUGCAGACACUGCAGUCAAGAGAAAUACAGGAAAGGUUUAAAAAAUACAGCAGCUGAGAAAGACACAAGCAAGUAAGAAAAUAAAUUACCCUCAGAAAAAAAGGGAAAGAAACUAGGCAGCAGAGAAAGACACCUAUAAAGUUAAAAAGAGCAACAACAAAAUUACAACAGAGGGACCAUUAAGAAAUUUCUUUUUAAAAAUACACAAGAAAGCAGAGGUGAAAGAAAUUAAAUUGAAGACAUAAUGGUGGAGAAACAGGCCCAAAACACAAUGGGCUAAACCUUACAACAUCUUGGCUAGAGGUGAAUCAGUGUUUGGGGGAAGACUCACAGUGCAGAACAGAAGAGCACAUAAAAGGAGGAAGGAGGAAGACCAGAGAGGUUGUUGAUGUGCCGUAAUCAAAUCAGUGGUGAACAAUGAAGAGAAGAUAAUUACUGUGGCCUCUCGGAAAGAAGAAUGGUGUGAGGUGGCCAAGGAUGGCAUUGAAGCGGGAAAACAAAGGCAGAAAUCUCAAUCCAGUGAUUAAAGGGGGUCCUAUGAAGAAAGCUCCCAUGGAAAAGAAAAGGAAAGAGCGUUUAUUUUAUUUACUUAUGACUACGUGCCAGGCAUUGUGCUAAGUGCU
Molecule: messenger RNA, 2766 nt
Organism: Vombatus ursinus (common wombat)
Lineage: Eukaryota; Metazoa; Chordata; Mammalia; Diprotodontia; Vombatidae
Gene: GSTCD
Product: glutathione S-transferase C-terminal domain containing
Exons: 12
Coding region: 83-1921 (612 amino acids)
Source: RefSeq, a predicted model, not a curated record